AUGGACAGCCGCCUCCUCGAGCACCCCCAUGCCCAGUUUGGCGGCAUGGUGGGCUUCCCCUACCCCAUCGGGCCCCCCCACGUCUACGAGCUGGCCGGCCACCAGCUCCAGGCCGCCGCCGCCGCCGCCGCCGCCGCCUCGGUGCCCUUCUCCAUCGACGGAUUACUCAACGGCUCCUGCGCCGCCGCCGCCGCCGCCGCUGCCGCUGCCGCCGCCGCCGCCGCCUCGGCGGUCAACCCCAACCCGCUCCUCCCCUCCGGCUGCGGCGUCAACGGGGAGGCUCAGCCCUUCAAGCUGGCCGACUCGGUGGAUCCGGACAAGGAAAGUCCCGGGUGCAAGAGACGAAGGACCCGGACGAAUUUCACGGGUUGGCAGCUGGAGGAGCUGGAGAAAGCCUUUAACGAAAGCCAUUAUCCCGACGUCUUUAUGCGGGAAGCCCUGGCCUUGCGGCUGGAUCUGGUGGAGUCGCGAGUGCAGGUCUGGUUCCAAAACCGCCGGGCCAAGUGGCGCAAGAAAGAAAACACUAAAAAGGGUCCCGGCCGGCCGGCCCACAACUCGCACCCCACCACCUGCAGCGGGGAGCCCAUGGAUCCGGAGGAGAUCGCGCGCAAGGAGCUGGAGAAGAUGGAGAAGAAGAAGCGCAAGCACGAGAAGAAGCUGCUGAAAGGCCAGGCCCGCGGCCUCCACUCGCCCAGCGGCCUCUCGGUCAACAGCAGCACGCAGAGCUCCGACAGCGACGCGGGGGGGGGCGGCCUCUCCCCGGACCCGCCCGACAGCUGCAAGACGCCCUCGAGCAGCGGCCACCAUCACCACCACCACGCGCCCUUGCCCGGCGGGUGCGACCCGGCCGCCGCCUCGGCUUUCUACCCGGGCCGCUGCGCCGCCAAGGACCACCCGGGGGGCCCGUCGGGAUCGGAGUGCGCGGGGGGCCCCCCUGCCCUGCCCGGCGGCUACCCCAAGCUCAACCCCUUCAGCGUGGAGAGCCUUUUGUCGGACUCCCCGCCUCGGCGGAAAGCGGCGCUGGACUUCUCGCCGGCCCUGGCUCCGUGCGCCCCUGCGGCGCGCACCCUGAUCGGCAAGGGCCACUUCUUGCUCUACCCCAUCACGCAACCGCUGGGCUUCAUCGUGCCCCAGGCCGCCCUGAAGAGCAACCCGGCCCAGGAGGCUCCCCAGCGGGGCUCCCCGCUCCCCGCCGCCAACCCCAGCCCGGACCCCGCGCCCCCCAAGAGUAGCAGCACGGCCGCCAUCUCCACGCCGGGCACCGACGGCGGCGGCGCCUCCUCCUCCUCCUCCCUGCCCAGGAAGGUCCUGGCCUCGCCGCUGGCCGCCCCCUGCUCCUCCUCGGCCGCCUCCCCCGCGCCCUACGGCGGAGACUCGGCUUCCCAGGGGGAGGGCAGCGGCGGCUCCUCGUCGCCCCCCAAGUCGCCCCCCAAGGAGGCCGCCCACGCCGCCAAAGGCAACCCGGAUUGCCGCACGACGGAGCGAGACUGUGCGACGGAGACCAACAGUUUAGACUGUGAGGAGGUGGAUAUGGACUAG
Messenger RNA from Pseudonaja textilis, 1539 nucleotides. NCBI's taxonomy places the organism in Eukaryota, Metazoa, Chordata, Lepidosauria, Squamata, Elapidae. The record is from RefSeq and is a predicted model, not a curated record.